GACCGCAUCACCGGAUAAAAAAGCGCUACUACUACUACUAGUACGACUACUACUUAUACUACUACUAGUAGUACUACUACUACUUCCUCUUCUUCAUCAUCAUCAUCAUCAUCAUCAUCCAUUUCGUACUCUUCUUCUUCUUCUUCGUCUUCCUCCGGACUACCACUACCAGAGUACCAUAUCGUACAGACCUCGAGUUCGGUAGGGAGGUCCCGGUCCUCCAACCAGAAGAAACCUUUGCGUUACUACGACCUACCGUCUUCCGUCUACUAUUCGGGCUACCAAGUUUCCACCGCACCGACCCGGCAGCCGCAGUUCAGUCGACGCCGCGCUCCCAAACGGUCCAGACCUGGUACACACCUGACAGCAUCCAAUACGUGAUUCGUUAUCGUAGACGUUUAACUGUGACUACGAAUUAGAUUCUGGACGUGAUUCAUCCUCAAUAGCAACUACGACUCCGAUACGCGCCAUCGACCACUGCGACCUGCGUCCUCAAGCUCAACGGGAUCACUCGACGUUGGACAACCUCAGACCCGUUUUAACUGCGCGUCACGUAAUCAACGUAGCGAUCCGUCGUGUUCGAGACGAGGCAGUGAUCUCACUCACGGAGGCUGGAGCCGAGGCGACAAGCAGUACGAGAGACACGUGGAGGAGGAGAACGAGAAGCACACACGAGCCGCACACUCUCUCCCAUGUGUGCGCAUCGAUAUACGCAUACUUAGACGGGCAUAUUCAGGAGGACUGAGAGUCGGAGAUUGAGAGAGCCGGCGAGGUAGCAGUAGAGAGAGAGAGAGAGAGAGAGAGAGAGAGAGAGAGAGAGAGAGAAAGAGAGAGAGAACGAAGAGAGGAGAGAAAAAGAAAGAGAAAGAGAAUAAGAGUGGUGGGGGGAGAGAGAGCCGACGAUAGACAGAGAGUAUAGUCAGCGAGGGAGCGGUGGGAAUUUAUAAGGAUGUUCGCGAUAAUGCCGAUGGAGACAGAGGGGCACGGCAGGGAGUUCGGCCGGCGGCAGAAGAUGCGCGCCAAGUGCACCGUCGAGUUCGUCUGCAAGUAUUGCCAGCGACGCUUCACGAAACCCUACAACCUCAUGAUCCACGAGCGCAGCCACAAGGACGAUGUGACCUUCACCUGCGAGGUCUGCGGAAAGUCCUUCAAGCGGCAGGACAACCUUAAGCAGCACAGAUGUGGGUGGCGGUGAGCGGGAGCUCCGAACCUCCUGCCUUCCCAAAACCCCAUACGCCUUUAUCCCGAACCCCCCAUCAUAUGAAAUCCCAUCAUAAUGAAAAAAAAAAUUCCCAAAAACCGCUGCCUCCGCGAUCCCGACUGAAAGAGGGAAAGGAAAAAAAGAAAAGAAAAUAGAAAAGAGUGAAAGACCGCCGCGCUACCCAGCAUGCCCUUCAUCUACUACUUCCAUUUCGAGAACAUCAUCUCCUACUUCGUGGUUCUCACAUGAACUUCACAUGAAACUUUCUUAUUUCCACUUCGGUGUAACUUUUCAUACUAACCAAGUGACAUCGAUCGAUCUGUAACUCUCUGUCGCUCUCUUUCUUUCUAACCUUACGCACUUUUGUCUUAUCUUACCGAUCAAUGACUCUUGAUCGAUUAUCCGAAGUCUCUUUGAGCAAACGCAAGCUAGCCUCCUCACCUUCCGAAUUCAACGAUCUCUGUUCCAGGAGCAUACACUCUGUUCCCUACAAGGGCUCCAACGGCUACUCAAACGGCUAUUCAAAUGGUUACUCUAGGUACUAGAAGCCAUUCGCCGGAUCCACCCCCCCCCCACCUCCCCAUCCCUAUUACUAUCUCCAGAGCAUCCCUUAUUCCCAAAUUAAAGUAAAGCUUAGUUUACGUAGAUCCACUUGAAAGUACCUAACAUUGUAUCCAACAUUUUUACCAGCGCUAGCCCUGCUAAAGGGUGCUUGCUAGUCCAGCAGUCCCAAUUCCCGUAGAAAUACCUAUACGCGAUAUCAUCCAAACACCCACUUCUCGUACCCCAUGACCGAUUCAUCUACGGUUCGUCUCUGCCGCCUGCCUGUUUUGACACCUACGACGAUGUUCCCAUCGAAGGAUGUACCGGUGCCGUUGACCUGGUGCCAGCAUCAACUUCCGGCUAACCUUGGAACUACCAACCGGAUCGAAGCCGUCGGGAAGACCUGUACCCGUUCAUCAGUAAAUUCGAGCAAACGAUCUCGAUCGUCUUUCGAGAUUCUUUGUCAACUAUUGGCCAAAGUUUAUCACAUCAGAUUUAAUCGGAGCCACCGGUACUCAUCAUCCUGAGAUCGGCAGGGGACCGGCACCAGAUCCUUUGGGAUUAACUGAUGGAACACCAGGAUUUCCAUCAGCGGAUCACUCGGAAGUCUCGGAUUUACAUGAACAAUCAGCUCGGUGGUGUGGAAAUUGCCAGGGUUUACAUACGUCUGUGAUCAGGAUUGUCUGACGCUUGAAGUCUCAAGGAUUUGUCUUGGUGCUAGAACGAUACUUAAAGUUCAUCAUCGGUAACAUUGAUUCAGGUGGAUGCAGCGGGAUCCAAAAGGAACGCCUAGUACCUAUCUAUGAUCUAGGUAGUUGAGAAUGAUCCUGACAAUAGGUUAGCGGCAAUGCUCGAGUUUCAACUUGGAAGAUCUAACGAGUUCAUAUUCAAGCAAUUGAAGGUUAGGUCCGGUCUUGGUAUACCCAACAGCAAGAUUCUGCAUCGGUAAUCGAUAGCGGACCAGUUAAGCGAAAGGAUUUACAUCUACCAGAGGAACAGGACUCCUCGAGGCUGAUGUCCUAAAUUGGACUACAUAAUAACGGACCGUUCACUCUGCAAGGAUGCUACUGAAGUAUACUAAGCUUGAGCUACCGUCGACCACGCCCAAGCCCCGGGCGACAUCAGGAACCUGGACUCACCAUCUGUCGACUACCGCUCCGAAGAACUCGAGGAAUUCGAAGACGCUGGAGAUGCUAAAGAGAUUUUGCUUAAAAAUUCACACGGACAUCUCUUCAUGUACUAAAGACAUCUUCGCGCAGUCAUUCUUGAUCUGUUUCGUCAAAUAGAAGAUACGCAACAUACGUCAUAGAUACUUUUGAGCUUUUUCAAUCAUUUUUUUUUAUUUUACAAAUCCAGUGUCUUUAACAAACCGAAUUUUAAGUCAUCGAGAGGCCGAAAGAUUUAGGUUAAUUAAAUUUGUCAAUGUGUCAUCGGAAAGCUUUCAAGUACAGCAAUUUUAAGUAACUCUUAACGAUUUAAUUUUUACAUGCGAAUUUGAGUUGACAGUUUCUAAGGUAGCGAACAAAUAGUGUCAUUUCUAUUCAAGUGAUUUCAAUCGAGCUGGUGGCCAUAGCGAUACUGUCGGAGCGGAGGUCGAUCAGUUGGGAAUGAAUUUUAUGGGAAUGAAGUAAUUGCACAUAAGCUCGAUGAAGCGUUCCGCAUACAAGACGGUCUAGACGAUUGCUGCAUUCAAUGAUACCAAUCGAUACGUCACGUUCGAAUUAGGUAUCUUUGGAGUAUCGCAAAAUUGAAAAUCAUACGGAAUCCAGUAACAACUUAUACUGUAUUUUGAAGGAAAAAAAAUGGAUCGUUUAUAUUCGCAUUAGAUUUCCCUUACGUAAAUGAACGACUAAAUAGAUUAGUGAUAGGUAUAUUUAAAGAGAGUGUCUAUGAGGCAAAAUCUUCUUCAUUCGAAUUCUUCUUCGGGAAGGACAACGAGACGUUACCGUGGCUCGAUAAUGAAAAAAUAAUAAUUUAAAAAAAAAUAUAUUUCUUCUUGCCCAUUCGAAAAUGCAGCUGCGGCGUCUCGAGACUUACUUCGAGACUUGCUUUUCAGCUUGCCUUGGUUUACUUUGAACUCGCGUAGGAAAUUAAUGUUGAAAAAUGGAAGAACGAAAAACACUCGAAACACAGAAUCGUAGAAUGUUCAAUAGAAAUAAAUUAAAGCGAUUGAUUAUUGUUAUCGCGACGCUUACACAAGAUGUAUCAAUAAUUAAUGGCGACGAAUAUCCGUGCUAGCAGCAAAUUAUAAAUUACAAUAAAGGCCAGGUCCUCACCGAAAAUGAGACUGCAGUCGCGCUUUGUAUAUAGCUUAUAUGUAAUACUGUGUUUUUAAUAUUAUUAUAAAUAAUACGGAUUAUCCUCCCGAGCAUAUUAUUAUUAUUUUAUAAAUACUAUCGGAUAGACCUUAGUCAUCUUAGCACGAUAGGCAACCUCGAUCAUCGAGGCCCCCUGUUGUACCUAGUACUAGGAGUGAUAAUAAUUUUAUUAAUUAUUAUUGUAUCUAUAUUCUAUUUUAUAAUCUACCGCUAGCUUUACACGAAUACGACGCGCGCGUUUCUAUACGGCUAUCAAUGUUAUUUUUGCGUAACUCUUUUUUCCUUUGUCAUCCCUUCAAAAAUAGUCGAACGCCGACGCGCGCUCUUGAGGUAUCGCAAUGUAUUGUGGGUAAACCCACUACCGGCCUACCAAUAAAUUCACCAAGUCGUAAAAAAAAUGUA
Molecule: messenger RNA, 4464 nt
Organism: Cephus cinctus (wheat stem sawfly)
Lineage: Eukaryota; Metazoa; Arthropoda; Insecta; Hymenoptera; Cephidae
Gene: drm
Product: protein drumstick
Exons: 3
Coding region: 950-1195 (81 amino acids)
Biological process (GO): regulation of transcription by RNA polymerase II; embryonic hindgut morphogenesis; embryo development
Cellular component (GO): nucleus
Molecular function (GO): DNA-binding transcription factor activity, RNA polymerase II-specific; RNA polymerase II transcription regulatory region sequence-specific DNA binding
Source: RefSeq, a predicted model, not a curated record